This is a messenger RNA of Dichotomopilus funicola, 1569 nucleotides long. RefSeq lists its product as uncharacterized. The transcript is spliced from 4 exons. The record is from RefSeq and is a predicted model, not a curated record. Bases 1 to 1569 code for a protein of 522 amino acids. NCBI's taxonomy places the organism in Eukaryota, Fungi, Ascomycota, Sordariomycetes, Sordariales, Chaetomiaceae.
AUGGAGUUCACGUCCAAAACACCGCCAGAGCGCCCGAUUGUGCCGACAAGUCCGGGUGAUUGGGAGGCCAAGAAGCAGAUCAUCCGCGAGCUGUACAUGGAUCAAAACAUGAUCCUCAAUGAGGUGAUGGAGAUCAUGGUGACCAAGCACAAGUUCAAAGCCACGGCCAGAAUGUACAAGGGUCAGUUUUCCAAAUGGAAAUGGACCAAGUACAACAAGUCUGGGAAGCCGGGCCCUGUCAACACGAUCACGAAAUCGAGGGUAUCCAAACGGAAGAGUCUGCUCUCCACACGAAAAUUCCCACCGAAAAAACAUGCCCUACAACGAGCAGCAGCAGCAACACAACAUCACCUUGUCCCAUCUCCCCAGCAUGCCGUCCGGUACUCCUUGCAGUAUUUCACCGACCUGGAGCGCCAACUCGAAACAACCCUCAACGCCUACGCCACGCUGAUAUCCUGCUGGGCAGAGCGCGAGACCCCAUGGCGGCCGACCAAGGACCCCAGCGCCGGUGGCCACAACAACUCUGGCGGCCAGCUCAUUACCCCGUUAACCACCUCACCUCCUCACUCGAUCCUCCAUCAGGUUUGGACAGCGCAGCAAUGUUUCCUCGCGGGACAAGCCCAACAAGGCGGUGACAUGCUCCGACUAGCCUUCUUAGCGAUUGAGAACGCUGUAGAGAACUUCUUGGACCUUGAGAGCUUGUGGGACUGCUGUCUCGCCGUGACGCAACUGGCCCUGACUACCGGCUGGACCGAUGUCCUGGGGAUCUUUGCCCGGUACCUGCACCAAUACACCUCCAUCAAACUCGGGCCUGGUCAUCCCCUUACCCACAUCGCCGCCUCUCUGCACCGUCUCGCCUGUCUUUCCCCUUCCCCUUCCUCCUCUCCGAACCCAGCCACCAAACCAAACCCACCCCGGCCCCCCAUAUCCACCUCCAGUUCCACUGAAACCAACACCAGCACCAACCCUUCCAACCACUCCGACCACCAAACUUACCUACAAACCUACCUCCACAAAUCCUGGGACCUCUGGAUCAACCACACAACCAGCAUCCGCGGUCCCCAAGACGACCUCACAAUCCACCUAAAACGCGGCUACAUAACCCUAAUUGACCGCUCUCACCCCAUGGCUCGGACCAUUCUACGCGAUUUCGCCGUCUCUCUACACUCUUCUGUGGCAUGCCACGGUAGGGUGGCUACUACGGCACGGGUACUAGAGUUGGAGGGGUUGUUGGGACGGAUGUAUUUGCCAUUGUUUACGGGGGAGAGGGGGAGAGAGGCGGAGGUGAUGUUGAGGGGGGUUGUGGGGAAGAUUUUGGAGGGUGCUAGAGAGAAGAAGCAUGAUCGGUACCUGGUGUUUAGCGCGCGGAAUUUCAUGGCGAGUAUUGCCGAGUAUGGUGGAGAUGAGGUCAAGGCGAGGCGGAAAGACUUGUUUUGGUUGCAGACGGCCGAGUUGGUGGAGGGGCGGUUGAGGGCUGCGGGAAACGAGGAUGAAGCGGAGGAGAUAAGGUGUCAGAGGGAGGUGGUGAAGAGAGCGUUAGGAUUCGGAGGGCGGUUGUUGGAGUGUUAA